CCCUCUUACAGCCAUGAUGUCCUCCAGGUCUCGGCAAACAUACACCACCAAAGGGGGCUUCAGCUCCAACUCUGCCAGCGGAGGGGGCGGGUCCGGGGCCCGCACCAGCUUCAGCUCGGUGACAGUGUCCCGGAGCAGUGGCAGUGGUGGAGGGACCCGCCGUGGCCCCAGCAUGGGUGGCUUUGGCAGCCGGAGCCUCUAUAACUUGGGGGGCAACAGGAGCAUCUCGGUCAGUGUGGCUGGAGCGGCCUCCUCCGGGCGGGGUCUGGGAGGCUUCGGCUUUGGCAGCGGGGCAUUUGCGGGCCUGGGGGCUGGCAGGCAGACGGUCGGGCCUGUCUGUCCUCCUGGAGGGAUCCAGGAGGUCACCAUCAACCAGAGCCUGCUAACCCCCCUCAACGUGGAGAUAGACCCAGAGAUCCAGCGGGUGCGCACCCAGGAGCGGGAGCAGAUCAAGACCCUCAACAACAAGUUUGCCUCCUUCAUCGACAAGGUGCGGUUCCUGGAGCAGCAGAACAAGGUGCUGGAGACCAAGUGGGCACUGCUGCAGGAGCAGGGCCAGAACUCAGGUAGCACCAGGAGGAACCUGGAGCCCCUCUUUGAGUCCUACCUGAGCAACCUGCGGAACGUACUUGGCAAACUCCAGAACGAGCGGGGGAGGCUGGACUCGGAGCUGAGGAACGUUCAGGAUCUCCUUGAGGACCUAAAGAGCAAGUACGAGGAUGAAAUCAACAAGCGCACUGGUGCAGAGAACGAGUUUGUGGUGCUCAAGAAGGAUGUGGAUGCUGCGUACAUGGGCCGAGUGGAUCUGCAAGGCAAAGUGGAUACCUUGACCCAGGAGAUUGACUUCCUGCAGCAGAUCUAUGAAAUGGAGCUGAGCCAAGUGCAGACCCAUGUGUCUGACACCAAUGUGGUGCUCUCCAUGGACAACAACCGCAACCUGGAUCUGGACAGCAUCAUUGCUGAGGUCAAGGCCCAGUAUGAGCUGAUUGCCCAGAGGAGCCGGGCUGAGUCUGAGGCCUGGUACCAGACUAAGUAUGAGGAGCUGCAGGUGACGGCUGGGAAGCAUGGGGACAACCUGCGGGACACCAAGAAUGAGAUUGCUGAGCUCACCCGCACUAUUCAGAGGCUGCAGGGUGAAGCGGAUGCAGCCAAGAAGCAGUAUCAGCAGCUACAGACGGCCAUUGCAGAGGCAGAGCAGCAUGGGGAGCUGGCACUCAAGGAUGCAAAGAAGAAACUUGGGGAUCUGGACGUGGCUUUGCACCAGGCCAAGGAGGACCUGGCGCGGCUGCUGCGUGACUACCAGGAGCUGAUGAACGUCAAGCUGGCCCUGGACGUGGAGAUCGCCACCUACCGCAAGCUGCUGGAGGGCGAGGAGAGCAGGAUGUCUGGAGAGUGUCCCAGUACAGUCAGCAUUUCUGUGAUGGGCAACUCCACCACUGUGAGCGGAGGCGGCGCAGCUGGCUUUGGGGGUGGCAUCUCCCUGGGCGGGAGUGGGGGGGCCAGCAAGGGCGGAUUCGGCACAAGUGUGGGCUACAGCACCGUCAAGGGAGGGCCGGCCUCCGGGGGCACCUCCAUCCUGCGGAAGACCACCACGGUCAAGACGUCCAGCCGGAGAUACUAGCUGCUGAGCCCCGCAAACAGGGGGCACCUGCAGUCCUCUCCCUGCCCCACUCACCC
Molecule: messenger RNA, 1677 nt
Organism: Propithecus coquereli (Coquerel's sifaka)
Lineage: Eukaryota; Metazoa; Chordata; Mammalia; Primates; Indriidae
Gene: KRT79
Product: keratin 79, type II
Exons: 9
Coding region: 14-1621 (535 amino acids)
Biological process (GO): keratinization; intermediate filament organization
Cellular component (GO): keratin filament
Molecular function (GO): structural constituent of skin epidermis
Source: RefSeq, a predicted model, not a curated record